AUGGAGUCGGAAAAGCAGCGGCAGCACGAGGCCGACAGUCUGCGGACGGUCGCCUUUUUCGGCGUCGCCCUCUCAACGAUUGCCACAUUUGUUUGCGUCAUUUCGGUCCCUAUGAUCUACAAUUACAUGCAACAUGUGCAGUCGGUCAUGCAGUCGGAGGUCGAUUUCUGUAAAAGCCGAUCUGGCAACAUUUGGAGAGAGGUGACGAGGACUCAGGUACGUUAAAAUUGGAUUUUUGGGAGAUUCAGAUUUUUUGAUUUACUGUCGGCCCAAAAUUUUAAUUUUUUGAUUUGUCAUCAUAAAUGAAUUUUUUUGAAUUUUGCCUAAACUUUUGUUUUAAUUAAGAUCAGAGGAUUUCUGCACGUAUUUUAAAAAAUGUUUAGGUCCUUUCCAACGUUCAUCCUCGGCACGCUCGUCAAGCCGGCUACUCCUAUGGUGAGCCAGCCGCCGUCUCCAACUACCAACCCCAACACGCCGCGAUUCCCGCCGCUCAACCCACUGGCUGCUGCGGCUGCGGCGUCUCUCCACCCGGCCCACCCGGACCCCCAGGCCCAGACGGACAGAACGGAGACGACGGACAACCUGGAACCAACGGACAGGACGGUCAACCCGGUCCACCACCAAGACAAGCCGCUCCUAUCCUCAACCCCUGCCAAACUUGUGCUCCAGCGGCGCCAGGACCCGCCGGAAACCCCGGACCCAAGGGACGACCAGGAAACGUCGGCGCUCCAGGCAAACACGCCGACGGCGGAGUCCGUGGCCCUCCUGGACCACCAGGACCUCCCGGACAAUCGGGAAGACCCGGAUACCCCGGACAGCCCGGUCAACGAGGACAGCCCGGAGUUGUGCGAGAUGUUCCCGGACGGCCAGGCCCCGCCGGACCCCCAGGCCCUCCAGGCAGACCAGGCCAGCCCGGACAGGCGGGACAGCCCGGUCAGAACGGCCAACCAGGACAACAAGGACCUUCGGGAGACGCUGGACAGCCAGGAUCGGCCGGAAAGCCCGGCUCCUCAGGCGAAGGAGGAGCCCAAGGACAGCAGGGAGCGCCCGGAUCUUGCGACCACUGCCCACCGCCACGAACUGCCCCCGGCUAUUAG
Molecule: messenger RNA, 1097 nt
Organism: Bursaphelenchus xylophilus (pine wood nematode)
Lineage: Eukaryota; Metazoa; Nematoda; Chromadorea; Rhabditida; Aphelenchoididae
Source: the annotation of a GenBank genome assembly